AUCUUUAUUUUAUUACAGCGUGGUGACAAUGUUGCGUUUUAAGUCUGAAUAGUGCGGUAGUAUAUGCUAUAUAGACAUGUUAUUAAUAAUACUUCUAUUUGGAACAGCUGGGCUGACUCCUAGUGUUAAAGGAUAUGUGGAAUUUCCUGCGAAUUUUCAGUGUGAUGCAUAUAAGAGAGUGUCCAUGGGAUACCCAGCGAUAAAUGGUCCAAAAUCCAUUCACGACCGCAUCGCCAUCGUCGGAGCUGGAAUAGGUGGAGUGCACAUGGCUUCCCUGCUAAAGGAACGUGGCUAUAAAAAUGUCAAAAUUUUAGAACAACGAGAGGAAGUGGGUGGAAAAUCUUACUCACGAUUCUACAGGGGCGUUUGGAAUGAAUUUGGAACAAUUUUUAUGAGCGAUAUUUACGAUCAGGUAGCAAAAUUAAUGGAAAGAUACAACGUUGGAUUUCAAAUCCGACCUAAGGGACUCUCCACAGUGUGGGAGAGUGAUCAAGAGGAGACUACUUGGACAAACCUCCUGGUUCGAAACACAGGGGAGGCAACACCACAAGCCGCCCUUCGCCGCGUGCAAGCUGCUCUUGAAAGGUACGACCGACUCCAUCGGUGUUUGUUUGGCAAUUAUUCCAGCGAACUUAUGCCACGACCAACACCGGAAGUCCUCAAUCAAAUUCAGGGAUCGGUACUAGAUUUCUUACAGCGGAAUGACUUAUUACUUUUGGCACCAAUUUUCAGAACAUUUCUUACAACAAAUGGGUAUGGAUAUAUCAACGAAACAGCGGCGGUCUACGGGCUGAUGUGGGUUCCUCCCACCGUAAUAAGGGGCGUUUUUACUCCUGAAAACGGUUUCUGGAUUCUACGUGGAGGAUUUCAAACCCUUGUUACUGAAAUAGCUGAACGAAACAAAUUGAAUAUACUUCUAGGAACUGAUAUCAAAAGCAUUCAAAGACAAGUUGGGCCAUCUGGGAUAAAUGUAAUUUACAAAAUACCCGGGAAUCCGCUUCUUAUUACGGAGAGGUUUGAUUUUUUGAUCCUCACCCCAGCGAUGAAUUCUUUAUUCCGUAUCGUAGAUUUCAACCCAAAGGAAAAGAGUCUCUUUAGUACACUGACGAACGCUAACUACGUCACAACUCUCAUAGAAUCUGACAAUGGCAGACGCGGCCGGGACCCGCAAUCGUACUACAACAGUGACAUAGAGCAGCCGACUUAUCCCGUGUACGCAACCUACAACACUUACCACGCCAAGAAUAACAUCACGGGCGAUCCUCAUCGUCUGGGAAUUCGGGAAAAUGGUCCUGAUAGAAACCCGCAAGAAACAGUUAUGUACUAUCAGUAUGGAACAGAAAAUCCUUGGACAAAGGACAUCGACUUCAUUAUCCAAUCAAAGUUAUCUGCGCAUCUGCAAAGAUUUGAUAAAACGAAUCCUAAGAUUUUGGAACAGAUCAAGUGGGGAUAUUAUUUUCCGAGAUUCCGCAUCCCAGAGGCAAAUAGGGGUUAUCUAUGGGAUAUCCUGGAUAUGCAGGGUCAAUUCAACACGUGGUAUAUAGGUUCAUCCGUCUGUUUUGAAAGCAUGGAAAGUGUGAUAGAAUAUAACAAUCUAUUGAUGAAAUUAUUUCAUUAACUGUAUAACUUGCUAGCGAAAUACAUCAUCAUCCAAAGCAAAUUAAAACUAUAAGGCGGUGGAUUAUAUCAUUACAGACAUAAACCAUACAUGUUGUUCCACAUUCAGCUUCGUCGUGGGAUUGACUAAUUUUCAGUUGUUGUGUUUUUUACAUGCAUUUCUGCCUUAUUGUGGAUGAUUAAAAUUAUUUUGCUGACACAAA
Molecule: messenger RNA, 1820 nt
Organism: Ostrea edulis (European flat oyster)
Lineage: Eukaryota; Metazoa; Mollusca; Bivalvia; Ostreida; Ostreidae
Exons: 4
Coding region: 77-1618 (513 amino acids)
Molecular function (GO): oxidoreductase activity
Source: RefSeq, a predicted model, not a curated record